CACUCCAGGCCUUACAUGGCCUCAGUGCAGCACAAUAACAAGCAUGUCUGUGGUGGUUUCCUUGUGGACAAGUUCUUUGUCAUGACUGCAGCACAUUGCCUGACAUGGGGAGAGAACCUGACCGUCGUGCUUGGUGCUCAUAACAUUUCAGCAGGAAAGUCAGAGUCUGUCAAGAUUGAAGUGAAAUUUUACCAUGUCUACCCUGGCUAUUCCCGUCUAUUGCAGAAUGACAUCAUGCUGCUGCAGCUGAGCAGAGAAGCUCAGAAGAACAAGGCAGUGCAGUGGAUCUCUCUCCCUAAGCAAGACAAGGACAUCAAAGCCAAAACCAGCUGCAGUGUGGCAGGAUGGGGGGCCACCAAAACAAAUGGGAGAGAGAGUCCGCUUCUUCAGGAAGCCAACGUGACUGUCGUGAACAGAGCACAGUGUCAAAAAGCAUGGGGGAGGACAAAUAUCACUCAAAGGAUGCUGUGCGCUGGGGGAAAUGUUGAUAACAGAGGAUUCUGCCAGGGGGAUUCAGGAGGCCCCUUGGUGUGCAAGGACAAAGCAGUAGGAAUUGUGUCAUUCAAUGAGAGGGGAAACUGCAAUGCACCCAAAAAACCCAAUGUCUACACUCAAAUAUCCAAGUACCUGCCCUGGAUCAAGUGCAUCCUAAGAAGGGCUGAGGGGGACCAGCUGCGUAUUGUUGGUGGGCAUGAAGCUGAGCCCCAUUCCCGCCCUUACAUGGCUUCCCUGCAAGACGGCACUGUUCAUAUGUGUGGAGGAGCGCUAAUCAGGGAGGACUUUGUGCUCACAGCUGCGCACUGUCAAGGGAACUACAGAAUAGUCCUGGGGGCUCACUCCCUGGACGAGCAAGAAACAUCCCAGCAGGUGUUUACGGAUCUCAGCUUCUUCCCACACAAAGCGUACAACUAUACCAACAAUGACAUCAUGCUGAUCAAGCUGAAUGGGAAGGCGAAGCUGUCUAGCGCUGUCCAGGUCAUCCCUAUGAUGCAUAAAAAACUGCGGGAGGGCAAGGAGUGCAGCGUAGCUGGCUGGGGUGACAUUGGUGACAAUGACACCUUCCCUGACACACUGCGAGAGGUGAAAACUACCAUCAUCAACAGGAAGACAUGCGACCAACAGCACAAAAGGAUUGACAUAACAAGCCGAUUGGUGUGCGCAACAGGCCAGAAGAAAUACCAAGGCUUUUGCACGGCGGAUUCAGGAGGUCCAUUGGUGUGCGACAGGAUGAUAGCAGGCGUUGUUUCAUUCUCAGGCCGGCGAUGUGGGGACCAAAGAACCCCAGAUGUUUACACACGUGUUAUCAGUUAUAAACGCUGGAUUGCGAACAUCCUUAAAAAAAACAAAUGA
Molecule: messenger RNA, 1350 nt
Organism: Megalops cyprinoides (Indo-Pacific tarpon)
Lineage: Eukaryota; Metazoa; Chordata; Actinopteri; Elopiformes; Megalopidae
Product: mast cell protease 3-like
Exons: 8
Coding region: 16-1350 (444 amino acids)
Biological process (GO): proteolysis
Molecular function (GO): serine-type endopeptidase activity
Source: RefSeq, a predicted model, not a curated record